Messenger RNA from Daktulosphaira vitifoliae (grape phylloxera), 3692 nucleotides. It is a transcript of the gene Oamb, whose product is annotated as probable G-protein coupled receptor No9. Bases 1386 to 3341 code for a protein of 651 amino acids. Lineage: Eukaryota; Metazoa; Arthropoda; Insecta; Hemiptera; Phylloxeridae. The record is from RefSeq and is a predicted model, not a curated record. Gene Ontology annotation, cellular component: membrane. Gene Ontology annotation, molecular function: G protein-coupled amine receptor activity. The transcript is spliced from 4 exons. Gene Ontology annotation, biological process: adenylate cyclase-activating adrenergic receptor signaling pathway.
CAUUGUACGUGCUAAAAAUUUCUAGCAUAAGCAUCUGAAAAUUCGGAAAUUUUUUUUAAGUGAUAUUACAUUCAAUAAAGUGUUAUAUAUUCAAUUGAUCUUCACACUAAGAUUGGCGAAUAAAGACAAAUUGUAAGGGCGUCUAAGAUUAAAAUAUUUCUAUCAGAAUAAAUUACAUAUGUCUAUACAUAUAUAGAGUGUAAUUUAUAAGCUUAUCUUACGGCGAUUAGUCUAAAACUAUUGGACGUUCUAUAUGUGUAAUAUACCAAAAUAGUAUGGCGUGAUGUAUUAUAUGGUUAACAUCAAUAAUAAACGUUGUAGGUUCCAAAAAACUAGGAAAGAUAGCGGGGAGUAGGCACUGUUGCGUAGAUAAAAAUCGUCAAAUCAUUGGAUUGAGAUUAACAAAACAGAUGCUACGUUAACAGUGAGUAUAAGGAAAAUUAAGAGUCCUUAUAAAUGUAUGUGUAGUAGAUAAUAUAAUGUAUUGUACUAGAUUAAUUAAGAAAUAAUUACUAGAUACUUUAGAAUCCUGUUAAGACGAGGACAAUGCGACUUGUCAUUUUGCCUAAUAGUCAAACAAUAAUAGCAUCUGACAAAUAUAUAUUUUUUAAUUUAUCUCUUCUACUUUUUGCACUCAUGUGCCUAGCUCUGCUAUACAUGACCAGAACUAAUUGUUUAGCAUGUCCAAACUAGGGAGCUCUACAGCAGUCGUUAGUGGUGUUAUGUGGCCGUCUGUACAUCUACGUACUGUUCGUUUUGCACGUUUGUGUGAAAUUCGAUUGUUUUGAAAGUUUUUACUUUAAAUAAUUUAUUACACAUUGUUUACAAAUGUUAUGCUGACCAUUCGAGAGAAAACUUAAGGAAUAAGUUUUAAAACAACAAGGCAAGUGUUUUCAGAGUAUUUUGAUUUGAAGAUAGUUGAUAUAACACAAUAACGAUAUCUUCAAGAAUAACAAUUUGGCCGCCAGGUAUCUGGCGGCCACUCAACGAAGAGUUGCUUCGUUAUAAAGGUUAAAAGGGUGAAAAUUAUGUACAGAUCCAACCACUGAAUGCCUCACUUUAACGGUAUUGGUAGAAAAGCCAGUGAUGACCAUGUCGUGAAAAGUCAGUGGUUCGUGCCGGUGGAGGCGGUAGUCCGGCCGGCAGCGGCCGUGACGGCCGCUUCUUCACCUUAUUCUGUUAGUAUUUGGUUACUUUUAGCACGAUACUGGCUCUCUCUAAUCAUAAAAAACUCGCCAAGAAAUAGAAAACAAUCCUAGUUUAGCGGAACCGUACCUUAAGGUUGUCACUAUCAUUCCUGGAUUUCAAUAACACUCAAAAUAAACUGUUGCCAACGGACCUCAACUGCUCCUUGUCCGCGUAACGACGGCCGCGCGCCGGACCCAAUGAACGAGUCCGAGUGUCAAACGUUGCGAGAUUCGCUGGUGUGGAGAGACCCGCACGUGUUGGGAGCCCUUGCUGGCUUUUCGUUCAUAGCCCUCAUAGUUACCAUCGGUAAUACGUUAGUUGUAGCCGCCGUAUUCAACAGCUCCAAGUUGCGGUCACCCACCAACACGUUUAUAGUAUCACUGGCAGUAUCUGAUCUUAUGGUCGGCGUCACUGUACUUCCAUUUAGCGCAACGUGGGAGGUAUUUAAGGUGUGGUUAUUUGGUGAUUUAUUAUGUUCUGUAUGGUUGGCUGUAGAUGUAUGGAUGUGCACGGCUAGCAUUCUUAACUUGUGCGCCAUCUCUUUGGACCGAUACUUGGCCGUCACCCGUCCAGUUCAAUAUCCUAGCCUGAUGACUAAAUUUCGGGCCAAAGUUCUAGUCGUGAUAGUUUGGGUGUUAAGUUUUGUUAUAUGUUUACCACCACUCGUUGGAUGGAGGGAUACCCAAAUCCAGACGGAAGCUUCCACCGUUCUUAUCCGAAACCAUUUAUACCAAAAUGACACUCACCGUCCACAGUAUGAUACAUUAUUACCUCCAUGUCCUUGGAUAUGCGAGCUACCCAAUAACAAAGGUUAUGUGGUAUACUCGGCUCUCGGUUCUUUUUACAUACCCAUGUUCGUCAUGUUGUUUUUUUACUGGCGUAUUUACAAAGCGGCUGUGCAUACUACUCGAGCCAUCAACCAAGGCUUUCGAACAAUGCGUAGCCGACGGACUUUUGGCAACCGUUUUGAUGAUGAACGACUUACAUUACGAAUACAUAGGGGUAGGGGUUCUUCGUUGAAACAACAACCUAUGAUAACUCCUACAGCUAUGGUGGCCGCUGUGUCAUCGCCUAUUAACGGAGGAUCACCUUCUUCGGAGAUUGUGAGGAGUCGGAGAUCGUCGGCAAGGCGUAAUAACCACGAGCAAAUUCAAAUUAGUGUCAGUUACCCUAGUUCAGAUUGUAUAAGUGCCGCAGCAGCUGCAGCAGUUAUCACCAGUACUUCUGUAGAUGCAAACGGAAACUCACCUCCCGAAACGCUAAGCCAGAAAUCUCGAAGUUCGUUAUCAUCCACCACAUCACCAACUAGUUCCAGUCCACUAUAUGCCGUUCAUUACUCAGCAAUAGACGAUAGUUACCAUCACAAAAGGGCCAAUACGACAGUGGCCACUGGCAAUACCAGGGAAACGUCAAGCUGUCAACUUAGAGUAACGAGUGGUAGUCGGAAAGAACACCGUCGUUGCAGUACUGGCGAUACUGUAUCUCCACACUCCCGACUGUUACUAGGCACUACACAUCAAAAUAUGCACAGAACAUCUAUAGCCAAGGAACAAUUAUCGCCUUCUCCGUCGUAUGAUGACUCUACGGGCGGCGGAGAUAGAACUUCAAACCAAGGCGGUAGCAAGUCCAAGUUAACGUCCAAGGUGAUGGGCGGCGGUAAAAGAAACAUAAAGGCGCAAGUAAAACGAUUUCGAAUGGAGACAAAGGCUGCCAAAACACUAGGUAUUAUCGUCGGUGGUUUUAUCGUUUGCUGGUUACCAUUUUUCACUUUGUACCUGAUUCGCGCAUUCUGGCCUACUUUCAUACAGCCCACGCUAUUUUCAGUCAUGUUCUGGCUAGGCUACUGCAAUAGUGCCAUCAAUCCAAUGAUAUACGCGCUAUUUAGCAAGGACUUCCGAUUCGCGUUUAAGAGGAUCAUUUGUCGUUACUGCUGCUGGACCAACGCCAACGAAUCCGGGACUCUCAUUGCAGGUGGCCUGGCCGUAACCGAUUACGGACGACGUAAAGGGUCUGAUGGUUCACAGCUGGGAAGCAAUGCGUCUCCUCGGGCCAGGUACCAUGGCAGUACCGAUGCUUGUAGCACCAGAAGCCUUCGAAUAACACAAUACUCAGACUGCGAACCCCUAAACGAACCCUAUUCAGACGACAGAUGACCAAAGUGAUAAUCGGUCCGCCGCAUACUGUCUCUCCUCACACAUGUUAAUGAUGCUAAUAAUAUUAUGAUAAUAAUGAUUAUACGUUAUAAUAGAGUAUGUUCUAUAUAAAAUAUACACGAAUAUAUAUAUAUAUAUAUAUUCACUCUUAAACACACACAAAUCACGACAUUUACAUAUAAAUACACUGAAAAUAAUAAUCGUGUAACUAUAAAUUGAUUUUCACACCAACAUGGUAUUAUUAUUAUUAUUUUAUUAUUAAAUAUUGUCAUAAAAAUGUGUACGUUAAAAUAUUAUUUAUUAAUAUUAUGAUAUUGUAUAUUGUUUAAUAAAAUGUUUGCUGAUAUAAAU